Molecule: messenger RNA, 2596 nt
Organism: Metschnikowia bicuspidata var. bicuspidata NRRL YB-4993
Lineage: Eukaryota; Fungi; Ascomycota; Pichiomycetes; Serinales; Metschnikowiaceae
Exons: 3
Coding region: 466-2511 (681 amino acids)
Biological process (GO): poly(A)+ mRNA export from nucleus; transcription elongation by RNA polymerase II; post-transcriptional tethering of RNA polymerase II gene DNA at nuclear periphery
Cellular component (GO): transcription export complex 2
Molecular function (GO): double-stranded DNA binding; RNA binding
Source: RefSeq, a predicted model, not a curated record
GGCCUUUCCCGCACUUCCGCGAGGUCCAUGCUGCGAAUGGCCAGAGCCGUUUUUCGAAUGUGAUUGGUGCUUCGCUCGGGGCGCGCGCUCCUCAAUGGCUAAUUAACCUGGCCCCACUAAAUGUGCCGUUCGCUAUUGCUAGCAACGGUUUGGGCCGAGCGUGUUUAUCGAGCACGAUGAGCGCCCGGCCCGGCGUGCCCGGCCCUUUCCAGAAAUCAGUUAAAUGUAAGUGCAUCUGUCUGGCACUGGCUCUGGAGACUCACGUCUGGCUGCGGCCGUGCAGUACCUGGGUGCCCAGGCAUCUCCCCAGGCUUCCAAAUAAUUUAAAAUGGGAAGAUCGCCAGAUGUGUCGAGGCACGCCGCCCAGUCUUGGAGCUAAAUGUAUGGGCUCGUUUUGGGGCAGGAGCCCGGCACGGCCGAUGGCAGGCCACUGAUAAUUCGGGCCAUGCGCUAAUACUUCGGGCCAUGCAACACCGCACCCAUGAGCCCCAGGCCGGACCACAGCCAAGUUUGCAGUCACUCCCCAAUUCCUGUGACGACAAUGAAAUGCUUCUUGCAGACAGACCCGUCAAGCCCGGCUUUUUCCCGUUUUCGAUCCACCCCAUGAGAAAAAAAAAAGAAGGCGUCGCCAGACAUUGUCUUUUGACAGGCCCUGCGGAUUUUUCGAGAGGCCUUGUGAAUUUUUCGAGAGGCCCUGCGGAUUUCUCCAGUGGCCCUGUGAAUUUUUCGAUGGCCCUGCGGAUUCCCGCGCGGCCUUGUCAGCAUCACGCCCGCAAUGAAUUCCAAACCAUCCAAAUAACAGACAACAACAGCGACACCCGGCGGUCCGGGCCGCAGGCGAGUACGCUCACUAAAAAACCCGGGCCCUCUUUGCCCACCCUCCCAGCUGGCCUCGCUGUAUUAACCCUCAUGUCCGGCUCCCGCGGCCGUGUUUUUUUCGCCCGCGCCGCGCGCGUUAUGCCUGGGCAUCAGUGCGCCCAUUCUUCUUUGUCUGCCGCAGCCCAGUCGAUCCUAGAGCCGCAAAAUCCGCUCGUUCCGGCCAGUUCCACGUCAAGGCUCUGCUCGGAAAUCCACAGUGCCCCCAGCAAACGCAAACGGCCGACUCCAGUGCAUCGGCCCCUCCCCAUACCCCCCUCUUCUCCGACCCCAAACGCGUUGCCCCAUCUCCCCCCAGACGCUUUGUACCAUCUACCCAGCAUGUCGCUAUACGAGUACAUCCAGGAAUUCUCCGGCGCCGUGGCGCAGGAAAACGGCGCCAAGCUCAAGCGGCUUCUCACAAUCAACCCUGCCCAUGGCGAGGGCCCCAAAAGGGCCAGGUUCAGCGAGCCCAGCGAGAUCGACCUCUACCCUUUGGCUGAGAAGUUCCAGCCCGUGGUGCGCUGCUACUUGACGGCCAUGCGGUCCAUCUACAUAAGCAGCGAUAUCCACGCGUCCUUAUUCAACCUCAACGACUUGGUGGUGGCGUUGAACCGCGCCGCAGAAACGCAGCUGAAGUGGAUCUGCGCUGCGCUCAUCAACUGCAGCGACGAGUUGAUCUCGCUCUUCCAGGUGCGAGCUCAGCAGUCGUCGGCACGCCAGGACGACGAGGCCAAAGCGGCCGUCUCCGAGUCGCUAGAGCUCAUCGCCGCCACCAUCAACCGGUCAUUCAAGAUCUGCCUCACGGACAAGACGCUCGACCUUGCCGUGUCCAAGAAGAACAGCAUCCAUUUCUUCUUGGCCGUGCUCAUCAAAAUCUACUUCAAGUUGCACAAGCUCGAGUUGGCCAAGUCCAUGGAAAAGGCGCUCACGGGCACGGGCCUCGCGCUCCCCACCAUUGUCAACAGCCCCGUGGAGUACCGCAGGCAUAUCGUCACGUACCUCUACUUCAGCUCGCUUCUCUCGCUCGACGAGUCCGAGUUUGCGUUUGCCGAGGCAAAGCUCCUUACUGCCAUGCAGUUCCUCUCGUGCUACAAAGCGCCGGCCAAAGUCGCCGCCCAGGCAGAGAAAAUCUUGCUUCUACUCGUGCCCUUGAAGUUGUACAACUCGCGCACAACGCUACCUGCGUCGACGUCCGAUACGUUCAAGAAGGUGGGCCUCGUCUACACACAGGGCUUGUUCCGUGCUGUGCAAACGGGCAAUCUCCGGGAGUUCGACGACUGCGUCCGCAAGUUCCAAAAGUUUUUCUUGAAGCGCCACAUCUACCUUUUGGCGGUGCACUUGAAGACCCUCUGCUACCUUCGUUUGAUACAGCGCACGGUGCGCCUCUUUGCCGAGCUAAAAACGCCGUCGCCGCACAUCGUGCCUCUCAGCGCCAUACAGCUAGCCAUUGAGUUCUCGUCCAAUCACACACAGAAAACCGACGGGUCCCUAGCUGCGCCGGAAUCUCUAGCCACGCAAAACUACUCUGUUUCCACAGAGGAGGUGGAGUGCAUUUUGGCCAAUUUGAUCCACAAGAAAUGGGUGAAGGGCUACAUCUCCCACUCCAACCGUUGCAUAGUUCUUCUGAAGACCGACGCUUUCCCGUCCAUCUAGGCAAGUCUACUCCACUUCUACAGCGGUGCGAAUUGCUUGGGAUGGCGAAAGAAUCUCCGAUCAGAGAAGAUAUCGCAGGGGUACG